CGGGCUUUACAUCCUGGAGCUUUCUCGCCCGCCACUGUAUAAAGCUUGGCUGUAGGGCCAGAUCAUUCACACUGGAUUGAAAGCCAAAACGACUUUAAGACCUUUUCCAACAACUACACAAAGAAGAUGAGCAUCACAUCGUCCUUUGGUUUGCUUUGUGUGCUGAUGUUAUUUCACUCAGGAUUUACAGAGCGUAUCCGGUAUACAAUAACUAUUAGAACAGGUAAUGUUGCGGGCGCUGGGACCAAUGCGAGAGUUUUCAUUAUUCUGCACGGAACUAGAGGCUCCACCGGCAGGAUAGAUCUACGGUACCAUAACAGAAAAAGUUUUGAGAAGGGUAUAACCGACAUUUUCACGGGCUCUGAAGAAAAUGUAGGAUAUAUAAAUUCAAUUACAAUUGGACACGACAAUUCUGGAUGGAGACCAGGCUGGUUUCUAGUAGAUGUGCGCAUUACUCAGCACGUGACACCUAGUCUUGAGUUCUUGUUCAACUGGAACAACUGGAUCGCCACUACCGAGCUAGAUGGGACCAUUGUCAAAACUAUUUCAGCUUCACGCUAGAAGAAGCACCAAACACACCUGGGAGACAGUUUGUGAACUAAAACUCUUAACUUGACGAAUUCAUUGUUUUAAAGUUCAAUAAGUUUAGUAUCAACAUGUUGUUAGGUAGAGUU
Messenger RNA from Physella acuta, 674 nucleotides. RefSeq names its product lipoxygenase homology domain-containing protein 1-like. Lineage: Eukaryota; Metazoa; Mollusca; Gastropoda; Physidae. Gene Ontology annotation, molecular function: protein binding. The record is from RefSeq and is a predicted model, not a curated record.